This is a messenger RNA of Thelazia callipaeda (thelaziosis nematode), 2538 nucleotides long. The record is from the annotation of a GenBank genome assembly. NCBI's taxonomy places the organism in Eukaryota, Metazoa, Nematoda, Chromadorea, Rhabditida, Thelaziidae.
AUGAAUUCUUUGAGAACUUGUGGUUCCAUUUUUAUGGUGCAUUUGGUGUCUGUCAUAUGGUUCAUUUCCGAUUAUCAUUUUCCAGUUUGUUGGAUUAAUCAAUUAAAUGAAACUCUUGAAGUUUACAAUGUGGAAAUGCAUUCAUUGAAAAGUAGCUUGGAAAAUGAAGUUACGAAUCCCAUGAAAAAUGUCGAAGCAGGGAAUGAUAUCUCGUCUUCACCAGAAAUAAGUCAAUCAGUGACAUUUUCAGCUGACCAACUACCUAUUGUUACGUUUGAUGAGUGGACAAAAGAAAAGUUAAAGCGAGAAGAAAUUAGAAAGGCUGAACAGCAGCAGAAUAAUCAAAAUAAAAUCGUUCCUUCGGAUGUUAUUGAAGCUUCGAAUCUUGAAUUUGCUUUGCCGUCAUCAGGUGGAGUAGAAGAUAAGACUGUGCAUUUGCCGCAUAGUAUUAUUCCCCAAGAAGCUGCAGCAAGAAAUUAUGCUUCAAAAGAAUGUGGUGCAAAGGUUCUUUUUAGUAACGAAGAAGCUGAAAAUAAGAACGGUGUACUAAAUGAAAAAGAAGCAGAUGAUUAUAUGCGCAAUCCAUGUGAACGUGCAGAGCAUAAAUGGCUCAUCAUUGAACUUUGUGAAACUGUACAGCCAACCUAUCUUCAAAUAGCAAACUUUGAGUUAUUCUCGUCGGGGCCACAAAAUAUACGAAUAUCUGGAAGUGAGCGUUAUCCCUCAAAUGACUGGUUUGCACUGGGAGACUUUAUAGCCGAGAAUAGUCGUGAAAUACAAAAGUUUCCAAUUACUGCACGUUCAUACAUCAAGUUUUUACGGCUAGAACUAUUAACACAUUAUGGUCGCGAACAUUAUUGCACCCUUAGUUUAAUAAGGCUUCUUGGAAUUUCAAUGGUCGAUGAAUAUGAAGCGGAAGCUGAAGCUGCUGCAGCGAUUUCUGAUUCUUCAUUUACUUUUCAAGCUGUGGCAUUGGAAAAUAUAGAUCUCACCAAUAGUACUGUAAUCACAAAUACUACAGGCAGCACUCCAGAUGUAAGUGGAACACUUGCGUUGCAGAAAAACAAAAGCGGAAGCGAAUUACCGUUUGUUGAUGCUGUGGUGAACGCAGUAGGCAAUAUAGGAAUCGGUGAUAUUAAGGAUGUUUUGAAAUCAACUUUUUCCUCAAAAUCAAGAGAGUCUUCACAUUCUGUCUCUAGGGAAGCUGUGGCGAUUGUUGAGUUGUGUACGAAAUGUUAUACCGAUACUACUGAUCGUUAUUUUUUGUUCUGCCGAGCAUUCUUCAGAUUUCCGCAUAAGUUUAAUGGUACUAGCAACUCUGAUAUAUUAAAUGAUAGAAAGGAAGGUGGUGUCUAUAUGCCUAUCAAAAAGUUGGAUCAGCGAAAAGAAAAUAUAGUUCAAACCUUAGAUGCGUUUCUCAUAUCUGUUUUACCUACUAAAGUAUGUGAUUUGGAAUUAAAGGAGUCGGAAAAUGUGCAUAAUUUCGUGCCUCAAGCGCAGACGGAAUUAAACGAUUCUUCAUCGAUACAUAAUACAGUGAUUCCAUCAGGGAGUUCAAGUACAUUAACUGGAAAACUUGCAGGAGGCUUUAUGAUUCCUGGUGGAGUUAUAAGUCAUAAAGAAUCGAUAUUUUUAAAACUUAAUAAACGAAUUAGUAAUUUGGAAUUAAAUAUGUCGCUUAGCAGUGAAUAUUUAUCGGAAUUAAGCCGACGUUAUGUUUUUCAAACCAAUGAAAGUCGACGUCAGGCUGAAUUGAUCAUCAAACAAGCGGAAGGGGCUGCUGUUAAUGCUGUUCGACCCGCUAUUGAAGCCUUGAAAAUUCAGGUUAAUGCCCUUCAAAUCAGUUUGGACGAACUUAUGGGACUAGUUAAAAAUUUGUCGGAGCAAUCCAUUCCACUGCAGCGCUCCCUGAUGCUCAAACAUAUAAGAAAUGAAGAUGAUAAAGUGGAUACCUUUCUGGCAGCUCAUCCUGAACCAUUUUUUUAUGAUUAUCAUGACUUGUGGACGAAUAGACAGCUCGUUUGUGUCAUUGUUUUCGUGGUACUACUAACAAUACUGAUUUUGGCAGUGCUAUACUUUGUUGUGAAAGUGAUCAACCGAGGUGCCGUUAGUGAAGAAGUGAAAAAGCAGUUUCAAAAAUCUGUUCAGAAGAUUGACAAUAAUUUGCGAACUGAUGUUGUAAAAGAAGAUAAUGAAUCGAUCUCACCUGAAGAGAACACCGAAGAAAAAAAUUCGGUUGAUUUAUCCGUAGUUUCUGGAACAGCUGAUUUCAUGCAAACUCAUGAUAAAUCAAUUUGUCGCCUAAAACCUGCUGAUGAAGUUACCUUGACCGAUAAUGAAGGAAAGGAAGAAUCUACAAAAAUAUUACAACUAGAGGAAAUAAAUAAUCGACCUCUCUCUCAGUUAUCAACUGCUAGUGAACAAAAUGUAUGGCAGAUAAAGAGACGGAAGAAGAAAAAACACAAAAAAAAAUCGAAAAAAGAAUAUUUAAAUGAAAAAUUGUGUGGCUUUCAAGUUUUUUCCGCUCUAGACAGUUAA